GCUUGGGUGAAGUCGACCAAUGCCAAGCCAGCCAUUUCUUGGAAGUUUUUGCAGGAGACCACAUGCUCCACAGCGGAGUCCAACUGGAAGGUCUCCAGAGCCGAGCCCUGGACGUGAACUACACCCGGAAGAUGGAUCUGGCAACAGCUUUUGGAUUCAUCCUGGCAGUCAAUUUCGUUCGACACGUCCGACAACAAGGAUGUGCGUGGUUUGCAUUGCCGUGUUCGAGUUGGGUCUUCUUGAGCCAAGGAUCGACGAAGAGGCAUUUCCUGAGACCGCAAGGAUGGAAUUGCUUCAAAUCCACGGCUGAGGGAAACCGUUUGGCCCGCCGACUGGCAUACUUGCUGGAACUCUGCCAUAAGCUGAAGAUCUUCUACAUUAUCGAACAGCCUGAAUCGUCUUUACUGUUUCGAUAUAAGCCAUUCUGGCGCCUGUUGAAGAAGCACGGUGCCCACAGGGUGAAAUGUUCACUUGGAGCUUUCAACGCCCUCACGGUAAAGCCAGUUGUGUUCUGGGGAACGGCCCCAUUUCUGAAGAAGCUGUCCAGGCAGGUGACUUCCAAACAGAGGUCCCAGCUUCGUCGAAUCCGCAGUUUCCUCAAGCUGGAUACUGCACGGGUCUAUCGAAAUGGUGCUGGUGAGACUCGCUGU
Cladocopium goreaui is the source of this 650-nucleotide messenger RNA. NCBI's taxonomy places the organism in Eukaryota, Dinophyceae, Suessiales, Symbiodiniaceae. The record is from the annotation of a GenBank genome assembly.